Molecule: messenger RNA, 339 nt
Organism: Pseudocercospora fijiensis CIRAD86
Lineage: Eukaryota; Fungi; Ascomycota; Dothideomycetes; Mycosphaerellales; Mycosphaerellaceae
Exons: 3
Coding region: 1-339 (112 amino acids)
Source: RefSeq, a predicted model, not a curated record
AUGGAGAAUGUACUCGCAGGAAGUUUCCAGAUGAAACGACUGGUAUUCGCCGGCUACGUCUUGCAAGGUGGACAGGUCCAAAUUGAUGUGUCGAAGCUUGAAGCGCGUAAUGCGUGGAUCGGAUCGGAGCCGAGAGGUACCACCGCACCGCUCGUAUGCAAGCACCUGUGGACAGCAAUGCGAAUCGCUUCCCCAAUCUACGCGAGUUCAGUAUCGCACAUGAAGACUCUUUCAGAUGAAGACUCUUUCAAGAUGAAGACGCCGAUGCAGGCGAAGCUCAGCUCAGCUCAGCUCAGCUCGGAGAAAAAGACAGCAAAGCACAGCUCGUGGCAGACAUGA